Messenger RNA from Pochonia chlamydosporia 170, 741 nucleotides. RefSeq lists its product as hypothetical. The coding region runs from base 1 to 741 and encodes 246 amino acids. Lineage: Eukaryota; Fungi; Ascomycota; Sordariomycetes; Hypocreales; Clavicipitaceae. The transcript is spliced from 4 exons. The record is from RefSeq and is a predicted model, not a curated record.
AUGGGCCGCAACUCCACCGACGCAGUCAAGGCCAAGAACAGCGUGUGCUUAAUACCAUGGGACACGGAGAACCACGCCCAGAGCCAGAGACUAUUCGACCAGCGAGUUGCGUGUACGUGGGAUUACGAAGUCGUUGAGGAGUGGAAGGGGACUGUGAGGAAGGGGACUAAGUUGAUGUAUUGGAUUGUGCUUGGUGAGGAGACGGAGGGGAGGGAUACGAUGAUGGAGGCUCAUUUGCGGCAGUUUCCAAAGGAAAAAGAGCCGUUAAUUGACACUGCAACCAUGAUGGGCAACGCACCCGUAACGCCUACAAAGAGGGCAUUCGUCCCCAUCGGCCAUAUCGGCAUGGAAGUGUUCCCCAAGUUGAACGAGGAGUUUUCCCUGCCGCCUUUAACAUACUGGGUUAAAAGCCUCUACAUCUCAGGGGCCCUUCAAUCCGGUGGUCUCGGCCGCAAGGCAAUGCACCAAAUCGAACGGACCGCCUCUUCCACCCCGUUCAACUGCUCCGUCAUCGCCCUCGACACCGUCUCCGGCGCAUUUCAGAGAUCCGAAGAAUCCCUCAAGGGCUUCUACGAUGACAGGGGCCUGCCUCGUCCGGAGGAAGUUCGCACCAAUGAAGACUGGUAUCUACGCCAGGGCUACGAAACCAUGGGCAUGAAAGAAGCGGCGUACAUGUGGACACAUCCGGAGACGGGUGACGUCGUUCCCAUUCCGUGCGUGUACCUGAAGAAAGAUCUCUAA